AUGUUACAAUUGGAGCAGAUGCCAUCUUAUGCUAAGUUUAUGAAGGAGUUAGUUUCCAAGAAAAGGAAGUUGGAACAUGAUAAGACAAUGCCAUUAACAAAAGAAUGCAGUGCUAUUCUUAAAAGAAAACUUCCUCAAAAACUCAAGGAUCCAGGAUCUUUCGGCAUCCCUUGUGAAAUUGGAAAAUGUAGUGUGGGAAGAGCUUUAUGUGACCUAGGAGCAAGCAUUAAUCUCAUGCCCCUAGCUAUCAUGAAGAAGUUGGGAAUAGAAGAAGUGAAACCAACCAACAUUACACUGCAAUUAGUUGUGAAUCUUUCACUUAUCCAUAUGGAGUUGUAG
This is a messenger RNA of Abrus precatorius (Indian licorice), 339 nucleotides long. RefSeq lists its product as uncharacterized. The transcript has a single exon. Bases 1 to 339 code for a protein of 112 amino acids. NCBI's taxonomy places the organism in Eukaryota, Viridiplantae, Streptophyta, Magnoliopsida, Fabales, Fabaceae. The record is from RefSeq and is a predicted model, not a curated record.